AGCGGAACUAAUGACUGCGAAGGCAUCGGCCGCCCGGGCUUCAAAAGAGGGGCACACGGCUGACUGACUUCCAUAGAGAAGGAAAAGAUAGAGGGUCAUCAAUAAACGGGUUUCGGUCGUGCUGCACGAGCCGUUUCCCGUGCGUGUUUGUGGGCGCUGCCAUUUUUCUUCCCCGGGGGUCGUCAUGUCGUCCAAGUCCACGGAGGUGGCUCCUGCCGCCCCCCAGAAGGCUCUCUUCGGGUCUUGCUGGAGCUGCCGCCUUUUGAGCGGGGCGGCGCUGAUCGCCUCCAGCGUCUGGGUCUAUCUGGGGCCUCGCCGGGUCAUGCAGCAGAGGAUCCCCCCCAAUAUGUGGCACAUCACCCAGCUCACCUUCGCCGUCGGUCUUUUCUGUUGGGGUGUGGUAGUGAUUGUAGAUCCGGUUGGGAAACAGAUACGGAAAGACAAGUGAGCAAGAGGAGUGAGCAGCAUUGCCUUAAAGUCAGGGUCGCCCACCCAUCUCUCCGUUCAGCAUCACUUUAUGCUGCCUCCAGGAAAACAGCGAGAAGGUGGAAAGAAGAUACCCCAGAGGCUACUGACAAUGCUAGUGGUAUACCCUCAGAGAAGAAGAGAAUCUGGCAUCUUCUUCCCCCUUAAAAUUGACUGUUUUGUUUUUCUGUGUCUGUACAGCUAAGUUGCUUGUUACCACCUCGAAAGUACAGAUAACACAUCUUCUUCGCAAUGAUAAUAAUAAACUAUCUUGUACAAAAACCCAACUUUGAUCAAAAUAAACCAGUCUCAAUUUAUGAAACACCAA
Messenger RNA from Sphaerodactylus townsendi, 793 nucleotides. It is a transcript of the gene DMAC1, whose product is annotated as distal membrane arm assembly component 1. The transcript is spliced from 2 exons. Lineage: Eukaryota; Metazoa; Chordata; Lepidosauria; Squamata; Sphaerodactylidae. Bases 185 to 448 code for a protein of 87 amino acids. The record is from RefSeq and is a predicted model, not a curated record.